UAUCUGAGGUGGGUUUUUUUAAGAGAAGCAUGGGGAGUUGCUAGAGGGAAAAUGGAUUCUUUAUUUCACGUCCUGGUUUCUACCUGUCUUGCCUUGACAUUCUCAGAAGGGUUUCUGAUUAUCCAUGUCCAGAAACAGCAGUGUCUUUCAGAAAAGAGAGGAGUCAUUAUGGAAAAGUGCAAUAUGACCAGCCUGAACCAGAAGUGGCAGUGGAUGGCAGAUGACAGGCUCCUCCACGUGAAGUCUGCCCAGUGCCUGAGCAUCUCUACGCGCUCUGCUCUGUCGUCUCGAAGCAUCAUCGUCGAUUGCCCCCAGGCAGUCAGGUGGAAUUGCCACGAGGAUGGGCUCCUGAAGGUGGCCAACAGCUCUCUUUUUCUCACAAAACAAGGUCAGAAGGUAAUGGCCAAGCGGAGUAAAAAAUACCUUCAUACAUGGAUGCAGCUAAAAACCAGUGAGACGGGAAAACCUAUUUAUGUAAAUCUGUGCUCAAAGCAAGAUCUACAAGAUGCAGACACUUCUGUGUGGACUACUAGAACUACAUCCCCCUCUUCAAAUGCUGUUACUUCUAGGCCUGAAAAUGUGUUGAAGAGCAGCACAGAGAUGUUCAUCAGCAAAGUGACUGAACACUUCAGUAAAAAUCCCAUUGAAAACCUCUAUUUCGACUUGAAAUCUGCAGUAACAGAGAAAGCCUGGAUUCCAACGACUCUUCCAUACUCUAGCACUACAGAAGAGGCCGCGCCGGGGCAGGCGGCGGGAUGCAGCGCCAACCUGACGGAGCGGAGCGUCGCCGGGCAGAGCGUUCGGCUGCGCUGGGGCGCCGCGGGCCGCGCCUGCAACUUCAGCCUGAGCGGGCGCUCCGAGGACGGGGAGGCGGCCGGCUGCCAGCCUUCCCCCCAGGGGAACGGCACCUACGGCUGCACCCUGCGGGGCCUGGAGGCCGGCACCUGGUACCACCUGCGCAUCGAGCCGCUCGCCGGCGGGGAGCCUCUCAACAUCUCCGUGCAGACAGAUCCCUUGCCACCAUCUCGUUUGGAAAUUAAUAAGGAGAAAACUACACUCACAAGCUUGCAGGUUCAAUGGGAUCCUUCAUCAGGAAAGGUGGACAUGUAUAACCUAGUAUUAUUUGAUCAUAAUAAUAAAAAGAUACAAGAAGUCUCUGUACAAGGAAGGAUUUCAAAACCAGAAAAUACAUUUUCCAGUCUCAUUCCUGGGAAUAAAUACAACAUUGUCCUCAGUGCAGUUGCUGGAAAUAAGACUACCCCUGAACUUCACAUAAGUGGAUCUACUGUUCCAUCUCCUGUGAAAAAUAUUCAGGUCAGCAUCAAGACAGACACUAUCCAUGUUUCGUGGUCUCCUGGCUCUGGGCAUGUGGAUCGUUACAGGCUGCUGUUACUGGAUAAUCAUGUACCAGUUCAUGAGAUUCACCAGGAAGGUUCUCUGACCACCUACACUUUUUCAGGACUUACAGCAGGCCACCUGUAUAACCUCUCUAUCAUAACUCAGGCUUCAGGAUUGGAGAGCAGCAGUUUUCAAACAGUCAGGACAGCCCCAGCCGAAGUCUUAGAUUUGAUGGUGACUAAUGAUGGCAGCUUAGAUGCUUUAAAAGUUAAGUGGAGAAGACCUUUGGGAAACCUCAAUUUCUAUAAUAUCACUUUGUCUCAUCUUGGAUCAGUUAAAGAAGUCAAAACUGUGCAGCCACCAGUCAUGGAGGCUCAGUUUGACAAGCUAACUCCAGGACGUCUUUAUCAGGUUACUGCCCGCACAAUCAGUGGUGAGCUGUUCACUGAUCGGACAGCAACUGGCAGGACAUUUCCACAGAAAGUUUCGGAGCUGCAGGCAGGUGCUAGUGGCUGGCCACGGUCUCUGCGAGUGACCUGGGUGCCCCCCGCAGGAGACUGGGAGAGAUACCACCUGCUCCUGUGGAACCGCUCAGCCCUGGUGCUCAACACCACCCUCGAGAAGGACACCACCGAGUACCUCAUCCAUGAUGUGGGCCUCAUCCCAGGGAAGGAGUAUGGCGUGGAAGUCAUUGUGGAGAGUGGCAAUUUGCAGAGCAAGACAAGUUGCAUGGGGAGAACAGCUCCAGAGCCUGUUCUCCAGCUCCGUGUGAAGCAUGCUAAUGAAUCUUCACUUAGCGUCAUGUGGAUGACCCCUGUUGCAGAAUGGGACAGCUAUGUGGUUUCCCUGGGAGACAAUGAUCUUACUAUUGUAAAAAAAGGACUUGCAAAAGAAGCUAAGGAGUUCACUUUCACUGACUUGGUACCUGGAAGGAAAUAUACAGCUACCAUCACUACCAUUAGUGGGACUUUAAGCAACUGGACUUCAGUGGAAGGAAGAACAGUGCCAGCCCAAGUGACGGGUCUGACUGUGGCAAGUCAGGGAUCAACCAACAGCUUGUUCACCAACUGGACAAGAGCACUGGGAGAUGUAGACUCAUACCAAGUGCUACUGAUUCACGAGAAUGUUGUCAUUAAAAAUGAAACUGUUCCCAGUGAAACCAACAGAUACCACUUCUAUCCUCUGAAACCUGGAGGUCUUUAUUCAGUUGUUGUCACCACUGUCAGUGGAGGGAUAUCUUCAAGGCAAACAAUUGCAGAGGAAAGGACAGUUCCUUCCAGCGUGACUGGAGUAACAGUAAAUAACUCCGGUCGCAGUGACUACCUCAGUGUUUCUUGGCUGCCAGCUUCUGGAGAUGUAGACAGUUACUUGGUAACACUCUCUCAUGAUGACAAGAUUGUUCAGGCUCUCACCAUUUCCAAAUCAUUCAGUGAAUGCUCCUUCAGCAGCCUUUCUCCUGGGACGCUUUACAAUGUGAUGAUAACCACAAAGAGUGGAAAGUAUGAAAACUAUUCCCUCGGCCAGGAACGAACAGUCCCUUCAAGUGUUCAGGGCCUUACUGUCAGCAAUUCAGCCAGAAGUGACUACUUGAAGGUAUCCUGGUUACAUGCAUCUGGAUAUUUUGAUAAUUAUGAAGUGAUCAUCAGGAACAACAAUGAUUUCAUCCAAACAAAAAGUGUCCCAAAGGAUGAAAAUGAAUGUGUGUUCACUAAUCUGGUCCCAGGGAGGCAGUACAGUGUCACAGUCAGCACAAGGAGUGGGAAAUAUGAAACUAGUGAAAGGGUCUAUGGCAGAACAAUGCCAGAGUCAGUGAAGGAACUGACUCUUAAUAACAGGAGCACAGAAGAUCUGCAGGUAACUUGGUCAAAGGCUGAGGGGGAUGUUGAUAAAUAUGAGAUUCAACUCCUCUUCAAUGAUAUGAAGAUCUUCCCACCCAUUUUCCUUGUGAACACCAUUGAGGAGUAUUGGUUCACAGCUCUGACUCCAGGACGUCUAUACAAAAUUCUUGUCUUGACCAUCAGUGGAGAUGCACAACGUGCUACUUUCAUAGAAGGCCUGACAAUUCCAAGCAAGGUCAGAAAUAUUCAUGUGUCACCUAAUGGCAUGACAAACAGCCUGAAAGUGAGCUGGACCCCUGGAGGUGGAGAUGUUGAUUCCUACACAGUGACUAUAUUUCAGCAAAACCAUCAGCUUGAUUCCCAGAGUGUCUCCAAACACGUCUCUGAGCACAUGUUUCACAAGUUGGAAGCUGGGGAGCAGUACCGGGUGGUGGUGCAAUCCAACAGUGGCACCUUGCACAACAGCUUAGCAGCUUUUGGGAGAACAAUUCCAGCCUCUGUCCAGGAAUUAUUAGCCCAUCAUGCUUACAGCAGUCAUUCCUUGUUAGUAACUUGGCAGAAAGCGCCUGGUGUAGCCGAAAGAUAUGACAUUCUGCUCUUGAACGAGCAAGGAAUCCUCCUGAGUAACAAAUCAGAGCCAGCUACUGCCAAACAGCACAAAUUUGAAGAUUUACUGCCUGGCAAGAAGUAUAAAAUACAAGUUUUGACAGUCAGUGGUGGGCUCUUCAGUAAGCGUGCAGAAACUGUUGGCCGAACAGUUCCAGCAGCUGUUACAAAUCUGAAAGUCACAGAGAACACCACUGACCGACUGUCCUUCAGCUGGACCACCUCACAAGGGGAGCUUGAUUCAUAUGACAUCUUCCUAUACAAUCCAGACAAGUCCCUUCAUGACAGGAUCUCAGGAGAGCAGCAUCUCCAGCAGUGUUCAUUCCAGAACCUGCGUCAAGGCAGGAUGUACCGAAUGGUGAUUGUUACGCACAGUGGAGACCUCACUAACGAGUCAUCUGUCUAUGGAAGAACAGUACCUGCCCCAGUUGCUGGUCUCAAGGCAUCCAACCGAAACAUGACGGAUAGUCUGUGGUUCACUUGGGGUCCAGCAGCAGGAGAUGUUGACUUCUAUGAGCUGAAUCUUUACAACCCAAAUGGGACACAGAAAGAAACCGAGCAAAGGAAAGACCUGGAAGAGUGGCAUUUCCAGGGACUUGUUCCUGGAAGAAAGUACACUUUGGUUGUGGUAACUCACAGUGGUGACCUGACCAACACAGCAAAUGCUGAAGGAAGAACAGCACCCAGCCCUCCUAACACUGUGUCAUUUACUGAUGUUGCAAACACUUCUUUAUCAAUCACUUGGCUGGGUCCUCCAGACUGGACAGACUAUGAUGAUUUUGAGUUGCAGUGGCUUCCAAAGGAUCCCCUCACAGUAUUCAACCCCUACAGCAGCAGCAAAUCUAAAGUACGCAUCAUCUAUGGCCUGCGACCUGGAAGACUCUAUGAGUUCAGUGUCAGAACCGUCAGUGGCAACAGCUGGAAGACAUACAGUCGGUCACAGUCUGCAAGUGUGAGAACAAAACCAGACAAGAUCCAAAGCCUUCACUGUCGGCCCCAAACCUCUACUGCCAUCGCGUGCUCCUGGACUCCUCCUGAUUCUGACUUUGAUGGGUAUAGCGUCGAGUGCAAAAAAAUGGACACUCGUGAAGUGGAAUUUUCUAAAAGGAUAGAAAAAGACAAAUCUCUACUUAAUAUCAUGACCCUUGUUCCCCACAAGCGAUACCUGGUGUCCAUCAAGGUGCAUUCUGCAGACAUGACGAGUGAAGUGGUUGAAGACAGCACCAUCACAAUGAUCGAUCGUCCUCCUCAGCCACCUCCAGACAUACGAGUGAACAAAAAAGAUGUGCUGAUUACCAAAUCCUCCAUCAACUUUACUUUUAACUGCAGCUGGUUUAGUGAUACUAAUGGAGCUGUGAAGUACUUUACUGUGGUUGUGAGGGAGGCUGAUGGUAGUGAAGGACCAAAGCCCGAUGAGCAGCACCCAUUACCUUCCUACCUGGAGUACAAACACAACAAGUCUAUACGCAUCUACCAGACAAAUUAUUUUGCCAGUAGCUGUGCUGAAAACCCUGACAGUGACUAUAAAAGCUUUGACAUUAAGCUUGGAGGAGAAAUGGAAAAUCUGGGAGGAAAGUGUGAUCCAGAUCACCAGAAAUUCUGCGAUGGACCUCUAAAGCCUCGAACUGCUUAUAGGAUCAGCAUACGAGCUUUUACCCAGCUUUUCAGUGAAGACCCAAAGGAACUUCCUAAACCGCUCUUUGCAGACACCUUCUUCUCUUUACCGAUCACUACAGAGGCAGAGCCUCUGUUUGGAGUUAUUGAAGGUGUGAGUGCUGGCUUGUUUCUGAUUGUGAUGUUGGUGGCUGUUACUGCUUUAUUUGUCUGCAGACAAAAAGUUGGUGGCCAUGAGAGACCUACAGCAAGGCUGAGCAUUCGCAGAGACAGGCCACUGUCAGUCCAUUUGAACUUGGGGCAAAAAGGGUACCGGAAAACUUCCAGUCCGAUCAAAGUCAGUCACUUUGAAGCACACUUCACCAAACUUCAAGCAGACUCCAACUACCUUCUGUCCAAGGAGUAUGAGGACUUGAAAGAUGUGGGUCGAAAUCAGACAUGUGACAUAGCACUUCUGCCAGAGAACAGAGGGAAAAAUCGAUACAAUAAUAUAUUGCCCUAUGAUACAUCAAGAGUGAAGCUUUCCAGUGUGGAUGAUGACCCUUUCUCAGACUACAUUAAUGCAAGCUACAUACCAGGCAAUAAUUUCCACAGGGAAUACAUAGCAACUCAGGGUCCUUUGCCUGGAACCAAAGAUGAGUUCUGGAAGAUGGCAUGGGAGCAAAAUGUUCACAAUAUUGUCAUGGUGACCCAGUGUGUUGAGAAGGGCCGGGUGAAGUGUGAUCAAUACUGGCCCCAUGACCAGGAUUCCUUGUACUAUGGAGACCUGAUUGUUGAGAUGCUGUCUGAAUCAGUGCUCCCAGAGUGGACAAUACGAGAGUUUAAAAUCUGCAGCGAAGAGCAGCUUGACUCAACAAGGCUCAUUCGUCACUUCCACUACACUGUAUGGCCAGAUCAUGGUGUGCCAGAGACCACCCAGUCCCUGAUUCAGUUUGUCAGAACUGUAAGAGAUUAUAUCAACAGGACCCCAGACACAGGACCAAGUAUUGUACACUGCAGUGCUGGUGUUGGCAGGACUGGCACAUUCAUUGCACUGGACCGAAUUCUGCAACAGCUGGAUUCGAAGGACACUGUUGACAUUUAUGCAGCAGUACAUGAUCUAAGGCUUCACCGUGUUCACAUGGUUCAGACAGAGUGUCAAUAUGUGUAUCUACAUCAAUGUGUGAGAGAUGUGUUAAGAGCCAGAAAACUUCGCAGUGAACAAGAAAAUCCCUUAUUUCCAAUAUAUGAAAAUGUGAAUCCAGAGUAUCACAGAGGUAGAACAGGCUUGGAGGAGGCCAAGAACUGAAAUAUCCAGGUUCCAUACACUGAGAGUCCAAGCAGAGAUGGGAUCUGAUCUUUAGCUGUCACAUCAGUCACCAGCCAGUGCUGCUGCCACACAGCCACCUCUCAGAGCACUGCUGAAUCUGCGUUGUUUUACUUUUUCUAAUCUCAGUUUUCCUUGCUUUCAGAUGCUGUUUAUUCAAGGCACUAAGAAUGUUAGAGAUACCUGCUUUUGUGAACACAUUUGUUAACUAGGGGGUUCGUUUUGGUUUUUUUAAUGUAUGUAUUUCAUGCACCAGAAAGGUGCCAGACCUUUUGGUUGAGACUGUGUAUAAUUUAUUGGUCUGGUGAUUUUUUUUUAAAGAUAUAUAAUUUAAAUGUAAUAGAUAUUAAUGUAUAUAAUUGUAUUUUGGCAUUAUGUAAAUAUGUAUUUUUUCUAUAUUGUUGAUAUUAAUAUUAUGCUUCAGAUAAUACUAUUUUUUCUUAUCACAGUUUUUAUAAACUGUUCUACAUAAACUAUUUUAAAUUGUAUGGCUAACAGGACUGCUGUGUUUGGGAAGCUAUUGGCAUGACACGGGAAAAAUCCUAUAAGGAGAACCUCAUUUUUAAAAAAUAUUUCAGUGUUUGUGAGAUGAAAUAAGCUACUAUUAAGCAAGGGAACAGUAGUCCUGUAUAGGAAUUACAAUGCUACUCUACACUUUAAACUUACCGCUUUUCAUCUGACAAAAAUGGGUAUAAAUCGUAACACAGUGGCAUACCUUUUACAGAACUCAUUGACAACCAAGUAAAACAGGGUUCACCUCACUAGAAGCAACUGUUUCAGUCUAGUGUGACAUAGUAGAAAAAUAUCAAACAACAUACACUGCAGUGAAGUCUAGCAGACCUUUCUCCCACCACAUACUUUGAGGGGAGAAAGGUCACAUUCUCAUUUCAUUACACUGGUUUAAGAGAGCAGAAUCAGACCACAGUUUGUGUCUGUGUACUUUCACAUGUGUAUAAUUUGAAUUAAGAAAGAUGUUCAAAGAAACACCUCAGACAUUUGUGCUAACAGAUCUGUGAGGAUGUGAAGUCUGGCAACUUCCAUAGCUCAUUAGAAACAAUGCUGUAGCAUGACAGCCAAAAAAGUAGAGGGACUGCAAACGUAUUGAAACAAAGACAUAUAAAGGUAUAUAUUCCACCAUCUACACAACUGGCCUUAAGCUGCUUGCAGCAUGGCUGCUUUGCCCCAAGUGUUGGUAUCCUUCAAAUGCCAUUUGUUUUCACAAAGAGACAGUUUGGCCCCAGAAUGUCUGCAUAGAAAGAAUUUUCCACUAGAAUGUUACCUGAUGUCACCACCACAAGAGCAGUUGGAAUGGAAAAAGGAUCAUCAGGGAAUGUAGGCUGGCAGAGCUGUGCUGAUCAUAGAACCAUCAAAUGUUUUGGGUUGGAAGAGACAUUAAAGAUCAUCUAGUUCCAACCCCCAUGCCCCCAGGCAGGGACUCAUUACUGAAGACAUGUGGUGAUUAGCAAGAAGUACAAUCCAAGAGCACUUACCAGAUAUCCUGCCCAGCCAAGUGGAUUAUGCGCAGUGCUCUCUCCUCUGCAAAGAGGCAUCUCAUUCAAGGGUCUAAACACUCUGUUCAGCUAUUGCUUGUCUUUAUAAAAUGCUCCUCAAACAAAUAGUGAAGAGGCAGUAACAGUUCCUCUCCGUCAUGAAAAGAAGGAAGGGCUUUGUAGUUCUUUCAUACAUCUACCCAUACUUUUCCUAGAGAAAACUGAGCUUGUUGCUGAAGACAAGUGCCUAAAUUCCACUUCUGUUUUUGAGAAAAAUAAAUAUUUCUGAAGGCCUUCUGAGAAUCAGUAAGUAGCUAACUAAGUGCCUAACGGAGGAACUCCUGUGGCACAGCAGGACUGUGCACAUCCAUGUCACUCUAGUUUUCCUAGAGAGAAGGUAACAGCCUGAUAGUCACUCUUCCUAUUCCAUCUGGAAUCUUAUCCUUUCUUGACCAAAUAGCCUCACAUGCCUCAGAAGCCACCCUUCAAAUCAGCUGUCACAGCUGCUCAAAACAUGUAAACUUAGUUAAUCUUUUUAGGUGUUUCUGUAUGAAAAUACUGCUCAUCCCUCCUGCACAUCCUCUUUGGCACCAGACAAACCUCAAAAUUCACCACUCUUAAUGGAAACUGAAGAAGAAGGGAACUAGCAUUAGAGUGGAAGACAUUUUCACAGAGGAAAGUCUAAGCAAAACCACAAAGAAAUGUGCACAUUUUCUGCAGAUGCCUUCAUUUCUCUGUUUCCUUUGCUAGAUGACUAGGUUAGCAAGCAAGGACAAAAGAGCAUGGCAUCUUUAGAUCGAUCGUUGGUCGUGUUAGUAACUGCUGGACUUAAGGCAUCAUGAGAACUGCUGUUGUGUUACAUGCACUGCAUUUGGUCCUUUCUUUUUUGCAGGGGUAGCCGAGGAAUGACGAUCACCAUGUUAGUUACCAGCAGUACAAUUACACUGUUAAGACACACCAAGUGUACCCUAUAAAUUACCUCACACUCUAUAUCACUGUGCCAUUUUUUAAUGCUGAGGGAAAUGGAGCUCACUCAAUACUAGAUGACCUGAGUAAAUCAGCAAAAGUCUGAUUGUGUGCUGUGUAUGCAUGUUGUUCAUCAUUCUCAGAAAGACACACAUCAUCCUGCAGUUUAUCACUCUCAGCUCCCUUGUCUGCAUCUACAGAGUUCACAAAUGUGUACCCAAAAUGAUGAUGUCAUAGCAGACAACUUGUUUCAUCUUUUCUCUCAGCUAAUACUGGACACAGUUCAUAAGCCUCUUCCUCCUCAUCACUUCAUAACAUGACAGAUGACCUUAAACACUCUGGCACGGUGCUCUUGAGCAGCUUUACAUUUCUGCCCAAGUAGGUCACACAUGAGACCGUAUACACACAUUAUUGCUCUGGUUCUGCUCUCUAGCCAGUUCUGCUCAUAUGAAACCAGUGUAAAUCACAGAGAAAAAGUAAAAAAGUUUCUAUGUAGCAUUUUGUUAAUAUACAACACCUACUUCUCAGUAUAAGUAAUUAUAUUUACUGUGCCUCUAAGCUGAAUAACAGGACUGAUGGGGAAUUGUUAAUGUAACAAGAAUGGAUUUAAAGGAGCUUCUGUGCGGAACAAAGCUCUUAAGGAAAAAGACAUCUUUUGAAUGUCCUUGAUGAUAUUCAGAAUUCCCUUCUUGAUGUUUCCCAAUAAUAAUGUUAGAAAGCAAGGCUAGUGUUGUUGCUGAUCCAUAAGCUAAGAUUUGCACACUUGGAGCCCAUCCUUCAAAUCUCUGCAUUGUUCACAAAGCUACCUGAGUACUUUCAUGAAAGUCAACUGGAAUGCUUGCCUGAAGAAAAUACCAUUCCACUUCUGAAGCACUUGCAGGGUUGGGCUUUUAGGUUAAUUCAAAUUUUUGUAUUGAAAGUUAUUUAAUAAUGAAAAAAUUGUAAUAAAUAUUUUUUUAAUCUGUGCAAUACAAUUAAAAGAUCCACUAGCAAUUGUAGGAAAAAAAAAAAAGAUUUUACAUAGCUGGAGUUGAUAAAUGAUAUUUUUUGUUACUAAUGGAACACAAAAGUAGGUGAGAGAAAUAGGCAUACUGUGAAGAUGUCAAAAAGUGCAACUUUAUACAUUUUUCUCUGCUGCUAUAGUUAUUUAGCAAUAAAUAAUACCUAAAAUGCCAGAAAUAUUAUUUUGUGCCAUAAUAAACUAUGAAUUUCCUUUCAGUUGUAGAACAGAGAAAAGAAAAUGUGUGAGCUUCAAGUUUGUAUUAUGUAUUGUAUAUGGUUAUUUAUGCAUUGACUUUGAAAGCAGAAAGUUAAAUACUAGACAGGUAGGAGUACAUGAGCACUUAGCAGUGCUCCUCAGCCUGGGAUUUAGUAUAUGGGCUAGAGGGAUGAGAACAGUAACCAUUUAAUCACUAUAUCAGCAUCUCUCUCCAAGGCCACAGAUCAGAGAAAUGCAUCUGACACUCAGAGGUACAGCUUACUGCAGCCACAGCUUCAUGUCCAAGGAGUGCCUUGGCAGGUGCUUAACAAUUAUUCAGGUUUCUUUCAAUACUUCAGACAUACAGUUUGUGUAAAUAAAAUGCAAUAUAGAAUGACCACCACUCCCUCAUGGCCAUGUCACAGAUGCCUGGGCUCUGGAGCUCUGGGACCUAUAAUCCCAGGAUGCUGAACUUCGGAUUGAUAUGAGUGCUCACCACAGUAUUUGGGCAACUCGCUGUAGACCCCACGUCCUCAACUGUCCCCCUCAGGCUGACAAAGUCAAACUCCUGACCUGCUGGUAGCACCACCAUGGCCAAAGCAAACUGGUCUGUGAGGUCAGUGACCUCAGUGACAGCUGGUUCAAAAUGGGAUUUGUUUUUUAAGGCUGGCAGGAAAUACUGGAGACCAGGGACUAGCUAAUUGAGAAAAAACUAUGGAAUUGGGACACACAGUGUCAGUGAUGCAGACUAAUAACCAUGACAGUUUAGUUGUUUCUUCGUUUAUUUGAAAGCUAAAGAAAUACU
Messenger RNA from Corvus hawaiiensis (hawaiian crow), 11161 nucleotides. RefSeq names its product protein tyrosine phosphatase receptor type B (gene PTPRB). Gene Ontology annotation, biological process: protein dephosphorylation; angiogenesis. The record is from RefSeq and is a predicted model, not a curated record. The transcript has 34 exons. Gene Ontology annotation, molecular function: protein tyrosine phosphatase activity; cadherin binding. NCBI's taxonomy places the organism in Eukaryota, Metazoa, Chordata, Aves, Passeriformes, Corvidae. Bases 52 to 6684 code for a protein of 2210 amino acids.